GUCGUUGAAUGUACUUCGCUGCUGCCCAUGCAAUUUAGCUCAGAAUAAUUAAAGUAAUUCCAUCCAGUCCUCAAUAUAUUCUUUUAUUUCAAUUAUCCGUAUAACACCAAGUGUUUAUGUGCCCAAAUGCACUUGAAAAAUAAAGGAAUAUGGCGCGUUAUUUACACUUCUGCGUGGCUCGAGUGCGAUAACGCUGACUGCUGAUAACGUCACGUGUCUCCUAGACUAGCCCUACAAGUGCCGAUGCCGCGUAGUCAGUUCCCAGAUGCUGAGUGACCGACCGUGUAUUGCGUGGGCCGCUUCAUAAGUUGUAUUCUUGGUCGACUUUUUCUUCUUAAUGUAGACUAACUCAGCUGACGGUGAUUGAGUGCUAUCGUGUAGAUGUUAGUGAGGAAUAGGCAUGAUGGAUUCGAACAAAAACGGUUGAGACAUGUUCAUCCUUUUUUUGUAUAAACGAUAAUUCCUAAUGUUAGUUCAUACCUCGAUCUAACGAAUAAUUACAUAGUUUAUAGCUUUAACUUGAAAUUUUCUUGAUGGUAUGUGUGAAAUUGAUGAGUUUCUAUUAUCUAACGAAUAAUGAAAAUGAAUAUUCGCUUAUUCUUGAAGUACACGGGACAAUGGACUCCUAAGCCAACAGUGAGCUUUUGCCUUUCUCAAGCAGCAUCGAGGUGGAACUGGCCGGUGAAGUUGGACGUGUUGGUUCUGAGUGCAAGUGAAAACGAUAAGGUUGAUUUCCGGCCAUUAAUUGCCCCUUACAGUGAAAAGAAAAUAGGGAGAUUUGAAUUCUUGAGUGCCUACAGGAGUUGACCUUGUCAGUCGAAAUAGAGUUUAGCCUUAGUUCUGGUGGAACCUGACGUACAUUUAUAAAUAAACUCGUUUGAAGAUGCUUCACAAAAGUUUCGGACGAAUUUUAACUCACUGACUGUAUUUUCCUUGAUAUCAUGUUAGGGAAAUCUAGAAAACGAUGUUUACGUUUAUUACUUGGCUUGGCUAUUUUAAUCCUUCUAUUAAAAUAUAUCAUCCAUGAAUGUCUUCAUCCUUCUUACAAACGAGAACAUCACAACAGAACGGCAGAAGAUGUGGCGCAGCUGGACGCGCGCCGAGCAGCGCGAGCGGCCGCAGACCAAGCGAGUUCUCUGCCAUGGCUGUACGUCAUCACGCCGACCGAUGCUUCGCUCUUCGCGAUUCCCGAGCUGAUGCGGCUGAGUCAGACUCUGUCACUCACACAUCGUCUGCACUGGAUCAUAGUCAUCACGGGGAAAAUAAAUAAGUUGCCUGGUCUUCCACCUGGCGAGGCGCUGCAACUUACGUCCCGAGAAGUUCCUCCGCCACUCGUCAGAAUGCUGGAGUUUAGUGCUCUGCCCUACACCCUCCUAAGAGGAUCAGCCGAGGCUCAUCAGUACCUGGAAAGCUGGAGCAUGGCGCUAGAUUGGCUACUUAGCAGCAACCUCCCACCGUCAGUUGUUGUAAUGUUCUUGUGUCAGACAACAACUGUUGACUUUAAUCUUUUUGAUCGGGUACGAAGGACGGUCGCCGUGUCGAGCUGGCCCGUGGCUCUACUGGACCGCAGCGGCAGCGUGGCACAUCCGCAAGCCUGGUUGACACGAGACGAGCCCCUCCAGGCCGAGUGCGCGCGAGCAGUGCAGCUAGAAGCUAUCGCUGUAGCGCUCAGACAUCUUCGUGAGACCGGUAUUCGAUUACAUUAUGAAUCUGCGUGCCCAGCGUCAAGGUUUUUGCACGAAUUGACCAAAUCAGCAUCCCUGGAAAUCUUCAACCCUCCGCAUGGCACCAACGAGGUAUACGCUUGGAAGACCCGGCAGGCCCGAGCGAGGAAAGAUAAGCUACGGCUAAUUCAAUCUGAAGAAUACAUAGGAUCUAACUUGGAGGAGCUGAAACAUGGUUUAAUAUUUUAACAAGUGCUUCAAACGCAGUAAGAAAGAUGAGUGCAUGUACUGCUCAUCUGCCCGAUCAUUAUUUUAUUUUUCAAAUGCAACAAUUAAAAAAAUGACGUUUCUUGAAUCGUAAUAUAAACGUAUUUGAAAUUUUCAAUGAAUUUUUAACAUAUUUGAAAUUUUAGAUCAAGAACGCAGCAUAAACAGUGGCUUCUGAGUGGACGCGUCAAUGUUUGCAUCAGUAUUUGAAUAACGGAGCUGUGUUCGAUAAAUUAUUUACAUAUGCUAUUGCAAAAUUCAUAAUUAUAAAUGUAAGCAUAAACUCGUAUGUAUUAUAUGUAUAUGUGCUCAUAAUUGUGUCCUUUUGCCUUUAAUGCGCAAAAAGUUCAUUAGAAUUAUUUUAAAUAUUCAUCCGCUCAGACAACUUUAAAGUUAGAAUAAAGUUGUACUUUUCAUACGUAUUCCUCGAAUUCUUUUUUAUUUGCCAUUUGCAUGCACGACAAAACUGAAUAGGGCAAUAAAAGGCAGCCAUUAAACAUCCUUUGUUCACACGUCAAUGAGAAGGCGACGAGAAGACGUCGUCGUAACUUCACACCUCGUCAAGUGUUAAGCAACUCGUCGCGUCACAAUAACUUAUACGUAUUUAAUUAAUUCAUGAUAUUAUUUGGAAUUUUCGUUGUACUCUACCAUGCAAUAAAAGCUGAACAAGUUAUAUAGUAAAACCCUCAGGCAGCUAAAUUGGUUCGAUGAUCUUCGUUUUGCAACGUAAUUUCAUUGUCUAUAUCAUCGUCAUAAAUAACUAUAUGGACACUGCAAACAACAGUACUUUUUAAUCAGUGUUAAAGAUUACCA
Hyalella azteca is the source of this 2744-nucleotide messenger RNA. Its product is annotated as galactosylgalactosylxylosylprotein 3-beta-glucuronosyltransferase 3. Gene Ontology annotation, molecular function: galactosylgalactosylxylosylprotein 3-beta-glucuronosyltransferase activity. The transcript is spliced from 7 exons. The record is from RefSeq and is a predicted model, not a curated record. The coding region runs from base 942 to 1913 and encodes 323 amino acids. Gene Ontology annotation, cellular component: Golgi membrane. Lineage: Eukaryota; Metazoa; Arthropoda; Malacostraca; Amphipoda; Hyalellidae. Gene Ontology annotation, biological process: carbohydrate metabolic process; chondroitin sulfate proteoglycan biosynthetic process.